Molecule: messenger RNA, 1254 nt
Organism: Colletotrichum fioriniae
Lineage: Eukaryota; Fungi; Ascomycota; Sordariomycetes; Glomerellales; Glomerellaceae
Source: RefSeq, a predicted model, not a curated record
AUGCGGACACGCAGACAAUACAACAAGGACACAACAUGGAACCGCUGUAUGCUAGGCAAAGAAAGCCUAUGGUACUUCGGAAAUGAAAAGUCUCGCGCCAUUUCAUUUAUCGCCCGGGAGUAUUUCAGUAUAGACCCAGAGGUCCCCUUUGACGACAACAUCGUCUUCGUGUCUCUCAAGACGGUGCUCGGCUUAGGAUCCUCCGUCUUAUGCGAACAAAACAAUGAAGAUUAUGAUAAUGCAGCAAAUGAUAAAAAGGACAAAGUUUAUGCGUGGAAUGAUGAAGAGCUCCUCAAUGAGGCUCCCACGGGCUGGAAACUAUCAGACGAGAAGAGAACAAAAGGGGUUGAGAUUGCUGUCAGGCUGAGUAAUGGCAACACAAUCAAACUACCGAUCCGGGUUAAGACCUUUGCCAAAGCACUUGAUAACUGGACCACAUACGUUCGACGAGUCCUGUCCUUGGGCAGCGGAAGUUCCUUCAAGCCGACACGUCAAUGUGACAUGCCUCUAGUGUGGCCGCUACUUGUGAAGCCUUUAGAAAAGCGCCAGAACCUGGUACAUCCACGAUCCUACCAAGACCUCAACAGCUUUUUCCGAGGUUUGAUAAACGAUGCAAAUACAGCCAAUGACCGGAGUAAAAUGACGACUGGAAAUGGCAACAUCGACGACGGAAAGUGGAAGUUGAUGCUUUAUGACGACUCGCCAUCGAACUGUGCGCAUCAGUACAAGAAAUCGUCUCACCUGAGUGUUGCACAGAUGUCGGAUGCAGAUCCGUUCGAACUCUACUCCACUUGGAUACACGAAGAUGACUGGCACUCGUACAUGACGAUGCUGGCGGAAACAAAGACAAAUCCCAUCCGAAAGUUCAUAUCCCUCAAUAACGCGGAUGUUCAUAAGACCUUGGAUAAUCUCUUGUUCAAGGUGGGUUUGCGGGACCUCAAUAUCCAGGGUAGCUUGUCUCCUGAGGAGCGAAAGGAGCAUGAGCUCGAUCCAAGUCAGGCGAAAUUUGACAAGGACGCUGUCGAAGAGUUGAACCGAAGGAGGGUAACCAAGGCCGUCAGACAAAGGCGACUCCAAGGUAUCAAGUCUCAGAACAAGACUUACAGAUUCGCAAACGGGCAGGCUACCAUUGAAACCGGGUUGUCAGUCGCCAAGAUGGAUGCCGCUUGUGGCAAGCGCCCCUCUCAGCCUACUCAGGCCGCAGUCAUGGGAGACUUUUCAGCAGGCGAUGUAAGAGAUCCGUCCAUGAUCUAA